Messenger RNA from Hemibagrus wyckioides, 1168 nucleotides. RefSeq names its product transcription factor HES-5-like. Gene Ontology annotation, cellular component: nucleus. NCBI's taxonomy places the organism in Eukaryota, Metazoa, Chordata, Actinopteri, Siluriformes, Bagridae. Gene Ontology annotation, biological process: anterior/posterior pattern specification; regulation of transcription by RNA polymerase II; regulation of neurogenesis. The record is from RefSeq and is a predicted model, not a curated record. Gene Ontology annotation, molecular function: protein dimerization activity; RNA polymerase II cis-regulatory region sequence-specific DNA binding; DNA-binding transcription factor activity, RNA polymerase II-specific. The transcript is spliced from 2 exons. The coding region runs from base 316 to 777 and encodes 153 amino acids.
AGCGUGGCAAGGAGACUUUACUGCCUCGCGCCUACAUGGCGAACUUGUGAGCGCAACAUGGCGUCUAUGCGCAGGUGUUACAGGCACACUUUUAACACUUUAUAGCGGCCCGUGUCGCUUUCCCAUCGUGGGAGAGGAAGUAGCUCCAACACAAGACAUCACUGCUGUGUUUUUGUUCUCCUUUAAUUAUCCGUCGGCGUGGGAAGAAGCCAAGUCUCGUGUUUCUGAGGGUCGUUAUUUUGGGUAUAAAUACAGACUCACGUGCAUGCAUUGUCAGGUUUUUUUGGGGGGUCUGUUUUGUUGGCUGUGAAAGAAAUGCAAAACGUGGAUCAGACACGCGCGAGGACAGAAAAUGAAUGUCACAAAGUCCUGGCAGAGAAAAUGCGCCGAGAUCGAAUCAGCACCAGCAUCGAGCAGCUAAGGCUGAUUUUCUAUCCCAUCAUGCAGAUACCUGAAGAUCAAGCUCUCGAACUGGAGAAAGCCGACAUUUUAGAGAUGGCUGUGACGUUGCUCAGGCAGAAGGCGUGUUCGCGCGCAAAUUCCAGUUUUGCACGUGGCUUCUCUCAGUGUUUGCACGAAAUGCUGCGCCACGUGUCCCUGCACGCUCAUCUGCCACCCAAAGACAGAGAAGAAAUCAAACGUUUCUAUGUGCUGCAGAGGACGAGCCUAAGACUGGGCUCCGUGUUUCCGAAUCACAGACAUUUUGCUCACAGAUCACCGAAACGAACAGCAUCCAGGAACCGAGUGGCUCUGUGGAGACCAUGGAAGAAAAACUGACUUGGUGCGCAGUCCAGCCUCCUAUUUAUCACUUCAUAUCUUAUAGCAAUAUAGUGUUUUUGUCGUGGUUGCUUUGUAAUUUUGUGCAACAUUUGCAUGUACUAGAACCACUUUAGUUGUAUUUGUUACUUCAUUUGUCUACUGUGUAUGCAACAGGUUCUCAUCCCUGGUCCUAGUGUAGCUCUUGCAUGUUUUAAUGAUUUCUCUGCUCUAAGCAUACCCUCUUCAUCCUCAUCAGCCCUUCCUGAGGUGAAUCUGGUGUGUUCGAGCUCUAAAAUAUGCAGAUACUCCAAGACCAGAGUUAGGACUCUGUGCUGUGCGGCAAACAAAGUGUCCGUUUUUUAUUAUUUAAUGUUAUUAUUGUCUUUUGUGAAGGCGUGUGUGUUAUGAC